CUUUACUAUGUCUAACUCCCAAAUGGCGAGACAUGCCAUUAUACACUUGACUAUAUGACUUAGCCAAAGUAGCAUUACUAUCACAAAUGAUAUAAAUUGGUGAUAUUAGUUUAAGCUAUAAAGAAAUGUCAUAACUAAAGCCUCUCAAGCACUCUGCCUCUCCUCCGGCAGAAGCCAAGGCCGCUAACUCUGACUCCAUAGUGGAACUAGUGAUGCAAGUUUGCUUCUUAUAGGCCUAAGAGUUACACCUCCCCCAAGGAAGAAGACCCACCCUAAUGUUGAAGUAUGAUCUUGAACAUCAAAACUCCAAUUGGCAUUAGUUUAUCCUUCCAAAAAAGAUGGAAAUCCACUUUAAGUCAAUGCAUAAUGCAUUGUGCCUUUUAGAUAUUCGAGUACACAUCUCACUGCAUUGCCAAUGAUGAGCACUAAGAUUACUUGUAUACCGACUUAAUUUUCCUAAUACAUAUACAAUAUCUGGUCUUGUGCAAGUCAUUGCAUACAUCAAGCACCCAAUAACCUUGGAGUAGUCCACUUGUGAAACUGAUUGUCCAGUAUUAGGCAAAAGUUCCAUACUUGGAUCCACUAGGGUUUUUAAUUCACGAUGACUUUCACAAUAAAAUUUAGCAAGCACCUUCCCAAUAUAAUGAGAUUGAGACAAGACUACUUCUUUGCCGUUUCGCUUGAUUUCGAUACCCAAAAUCACAUCUGUCUCUCAAUGCCUUCGUAUAGAAUUUAGAUGAGAAAAACUCAUUACUCAUAAACACUUUUAAUUGGUUCCGAUUACAAGUGUUUUAAUCAUUUGAACAUCUCUAGUGAAAAGUUAAAAAAACGAGGGACUCAUUCAAAUUAAACUAGGGACUCUAAUUACUAAUUAGCAUCCAAUCAUGUGGUUAAACGAGAAAAAAAAAAAACUUAAAUAAAAUUCACAAGUUGAUAAUGUGGAAGAUCUCACACACUCUCUCCUCCCUGUCCCAUUAAGGUUUUUUAUGAUUGGGUAUUGAUGAUUAUUAAUAAGUAAACGAGAUCUAAUACAAAAUGAAUAAAUUAUUUGAUAGGACGCAUCCGCCAUCAUCAAUCUCCAUCCAUCUCCCACCGUUUUCCUUCUUUUCCUCGCUCUCUUCCCCAGUUCCCCUUCCUUCCUCCCUCCCCUCCACUACAGUCCCUGCUUUCCAUCAGCGAUAUAUUAUUAAUUCUGUUCGGGCAUGGCGGUCCUCAACACCUGACCCACCAACCUCACACUCUCUCUCUCUGCCUGUAUUCAUCUUCCCUAUUCAUACAGUCACAGCGUGGGGCAGUCGGUACAUAACUUUGCAGCAUUAUAUGUGUAUAUGAGCUUUGACUUGUAUACUCUUUAGACAGCAGCUUUCCAACUCGACGAGAGAAGAAAUUACUUGAGGAAAAUGGAGAGAUACGAGCUAGUGAAGGAUUUGGGAGCUGGUAAUUUCGGGGUGGCGAGGCUGUUGCGGCAUAAGGAAACCAGAGAGCUUGUUGCCAUGAAAUACAUCGAGCGAGGUCACAAGAUAGAUGAGAAUGUGGCCAGGGAGAUUAUCAAUCACAGAUCGCUCAGGCACCCCAAUAUCAUCCGCUUCAAGGAGGUUGUUCUGACUCCAACCCAUUUGGCAAUUGUGAUGGAGUAUGCUGCUGGUGGGGAGCUCUUUGAGCGCAUCUGCAGCGCUGGCAGAUUCAGUGAAGAUGAGGCUAGAUACUUCUUUCAACAGCUGAUCUCUGGUGUUGAUUUCUGCCACUUCAUGCAAAUCUGCCACAGAGAUUUGAAGCUGGAAAACACGCUUCUUGAUGGAAGCCCUGCACCUCGCUUGAAGAUUUGUGAUUUUGGAUAUUCCAAGUCAUCUUUGCUGCACUCAAGGCCCAAAUCGACGGUGGGAACUCCAGCAUACAUAGCGCCGGAGGUUCUAAACCGCAGAGAAUACGACGGCAAGUUGGCAGAUGUGUGGUCCUGUGGAGUCACUCUCUAUGUGAUGCUUGUGGGAGCAUACCCUUUUGAAGACCAAGAUGACCCCAAGAACUUCCGCAAAACAAUCCAGAAAAUAAUGGCUGUGCAGUACAAGAUCCCCGACUAUGUGCACAUAUCUCAAGAGUGCAGACACCUGCUGUCUCGCAUAUUUGUUGCAAAUCCACUGAAGAGAAUCUCCAUAAAGGAUAUAAAAAGCCAUCCCUGGUUCUUGAAGAACUUACCGAAAGAGCUGUCCGAGUCAGCUCAGUCCAUGUACUACAAGAGAGGGGAUGAUCCGAGGUUCCGUGUUCAAAGCGUGGAGGACAUUAUGAAAAUCGUGACCGAGGCACGGCAGAAGCCUACAUCAACAACCCCUGUCAAGGGCUUCGGGUGGGGUAGAGAGGAAGAUGAGGAGGAAGACAUAGAUGGAGAGGUAGAGGAAGAAGAAGAUGAAGACGAAGAAGAGGACGAAUAUGAUAAAAGAGUCAAGGAAGUUCAUGCCAGUGGGGAGUUUCAAAUCAAGUGACAAAUUCUAUACAUAGAAGCGAAAACAGAAGAAAAACAUGUGUUAAAACUUUUGUACGAUUAAACUCUUUUAGGUACAUGAGGAUAUGGAUGUUGUAGUAAUUUGCCUACCUUCUAAAACUUAUUCAGUUUAUUGCAUACAGUUAGUAAACUUGUCCAAUAGCAGCUGCUACUGAAUUCCGAGUGUUCUUAUAUCUAUAUGUUGUAACAAACUCUUAAUUUCCAAUAUUUGUCUAUGAAUCUAUGUUCUUUUGCUUCUUCUUCUAUGUUUUUAGGCUUUAAUAGGUUUGUCAAAAUCGUUUUUAGUUGGUUUGUGUCAUAGAUUUUGAUAGAAACCUGAAUUUUUACGAUUUAAGUAUUUGGACCAUUUCGUCAGUUUAUUAUUCUUUAUAACUUUGUUGGAAAUUGUUGGGGGUACCACUAGGAGGGCCAAAGAAAGACUCAUUGAGUCAAAAAUUAGCUCAAACAAUUACCCAGCAGAAGAAACCCAUGAAUGGGCCCACGAAGCCCAUUCCAUACAAGGUGAAAGGCACAUAAGGACAAAACGCUAAAGGCCAAGGAAGUCCAGACUGUCAAGUGGUCUCUCGCCUGCAGGCGCCUGACAAUCGUCAGAAGCUUGACAAGGUGGUUGAGGCAUCUGAAGAAAUGAAGGUACAAGGCAUUAAAUGUGGUGAUGACGU
Linum trigynum is the source of this 3156-nucleotide messenger RNA. The record is from the annotation of a GenBank genome assembly. NCBI's taxonomy places the organism in Eukaryota, Viridiplantae, Streptophyta, Magnoliopsida, Malpighiales, Linaceae.